AUGAAGGGAAAUAUAUUUCACAUAGAUAUCAGCUCUUAAAGGCAAUAAUACAAAUCUUGCCUUAUUUGUUUCAAAGAUUUUAGUGUGAUGACUAAGGAACAUCAAUGUAAAAGGUAUGAUACAUCUAUAUAAACUUAAGAUGUAAACGAGCGGUGUGUGACAAAUGUGCUUAAAAUAAAAUGAUUAUAUUAGGUUAUUCAAAAAGCAAAGAUCCUCAUAGGGUUUGUAAUAUAUGUAAAUCUGAGUCAGAUAUCCUUAAAUAAUUUGUUAAAACUAAUAUUAUUUAGUUUAACAAAGAUUCAUUAGGAAUUGAAUGGCUUAAAAACCUUGGUGUUGAUAUUAGAUAGAUUAAAGAAUAAUAUAGAAUUUAAGAAUAAAAGGAUUUACUUGAAUAUAAUUAGUUUAUUAAUUAGUUAGAUUCCAUUUAUGAUGAGAUUGAUAGAAAAAUGAAUUAUUCAAUAAGAGACUUUAUGAGUUUAGUAGUAUAAGUAGACAAAGGCUCAGUGUUAGGGUCUAUCAGGAAUGUGCUUGGAACCUUCCUUAGAAAUUAUCCAGAAGUAGGCUUUCAUCCAAGUUUAAUUUUCACUACUUUAAUUUUGCUUUGUUUAAGCUCUGAAGUUACAUCCUAUGGAUUACUCUAAGUUAUGUAUACGCAACUAAUUCCUAAGGCAUUGCAUUUUAGGAACUUAAGACUUGGCUAUGACUUUAAGUCUGAACUUGGUGUGAUGAUCAAAUCAUUCCAUAAUUUGAAAAUUCCAACUGAACCUAUCAAACCUUUUCUAUAAGAAGUUGGACCUUAUAUUGUGUCUAUGACUAUAAAUGCAUUUGAAAUAUAAACAUCUCUGUUCAUGUUCUCUUAAUUAUUUUAAGAAGAUGGAUUUAAUGAGUUUAUAAAAGUACUUGCAUGUUCAUUUAGUGUUCAUUAAUUCAAAGAUUCUAUAGAAAAGAAUAAAUUAUUUAUCCUUUGGAAUGUAAAAGAUCAAUAGUUUUAGAAAUAUUAUUAUGAAACAAAAAAAUUAAGAAGUGAUUCUAAUAGCAGUGUAAGAUCUAUGAGUUAAUCAGAAUAACAAUAAUAAUUAGAAAAUAAAUUCAAAUAAUAAAUCAUUUUACUUCAAUAAGAAAAUACAUCCUUAAAAUAAGAAAUAAAUGUGGAUAAGAUUAGAAUUUCUAAACAAAAAAUAGAAAUUGAUUAGUUAAAUGAUUAAAUAUAAAGUUUUGAGAUAGAACUCAAAAAUUUAAGAAAUUAAUAUUAAAAAAUUGAAAAUGAAAACUCUAAUCUUUUAGAAUCUAAUCAAAAUCUUAAAUUAUAAUUUAUGAAAUAAGAAAAAGCAAAUGAAUCAUCAUCAUUUACAUUAUCCACUAAAAGUGAUUCAACACAUUUAGAAAAUGAACUCUUAAAAUGCAAAUAAGAAAUAGAAGUUUUAAAACUAUAAAAUACUAAUCCAACAUAAAUGGCACAAUUAGUUAAAUUAAAAAAUGAAUAAAUUGCAAAAUUAACAUAAGAAAAAUCAGAAUUAGAAAAAAAAAUUGAAGAACUUGAAGAACCAAAAAUUUCUAAAAGAACAUCUUCAGUUGCUUAAAUUAGUAGUGUAAUUAAGGAUUUAGAGGAUGGAAAAAAUCUACUUGAAAAGAAAAAUUAAGAAAUCUUAAAUUUAAAAAAAUAAAUAUAAGAAUUAUAAUAAUAAAAGAAAUCAGAUUAAUCUAUGACUUCAUCUUAAACUUUAGUUGAUAACCCUCAAAGAAACUCUAAAGUUGAUAAUGAAGAUGAUAUAUCAGAUGAUCUUUAAUUAUUGAUUCAAGAUUCAGAUCCUGCUAAAAAAAUAGCUGCUAGAAAUGUUAAAUAAAUGAUAGGUAAAUUAAAUGAAGAGUUAAUUUAUUAUAAGACUUAAGCAAAAUUAAAGAAAGAAUAGGUAGAACCUUUCCGUUAGAAAAGUGAAUCCUUAUAAAAAUAACUGGAUUAUUUAGUUGAAUAAAAUAAAGAAUUAUAAAUUGAAAUUGAGCAUAAAUAAGAUCUUAUUUAAGAACUUGAAAAAAAGAGAGUCAAAUAAACAAUUGACCCAAGACCAUAAGUUGUUUAAGAAGAUAGAAAAGUCUUAAAUGAAAAUAAACAAAGUUGUGCUGCAAAUUCAGAUUGUAAGAUUUUCUGA
Paramecium pentaurelia is the source of this 2147-nucleotide messenger RNA. The record is from the annotation of a GenBank genome assembly. Lineage: Eukaryota; Ciliophora; Oligohymenophorea; Peniculida; Parameciidae.